AAACAAGAAGAAGAAAAAAAAAGAAAAGCGAAAAACAAAGGGGGAAAAAAGGACAAGCGUGAUAGGUAUCACAGAUAAAAUCUCUGAAUUGCAUCCCUUCUUUGGUUUAUUGGUAAUACCCCCUUCGCCACCCAACCACAAAACCAGGCCCCUUUUUUUCCUCUCCCUUUCUCUCUUUUUAUACAAAGGACAGUACUCUUAUUCAUAUAGGCGAUAGCCCAGAAAGGGGCAGAAAGAUUAUGUUAUUGGGUCCAAGAUUUGGAUACGUCAACUAACACAAUAUGAGCUCCUCUUGAAGAUAAUGAGAGUUGGGUUCAUUGUCUUCUUCUCAGAAGAAGAGGAGGAUGGUUACUCUUUCUUCCCAUUGUCAGGAGCAAGAUAUCCAGCUUCAAAAUCUAGUCUUUCUUGAUGGUCUGUUCUGUGAAGAGGAGCAUUUUGAUGAUGAUGAUAAUAAUGGGGUUUUGGGAUUUGGUGGUGGGGGGCUUAGUUUUGUUGAUGGUGUAGAGAAUGAAUCAAAUUAUCAUAAAAAGACUCGAACUUUAUUAGAAAAUGACCUGUUGUGGGAAGAUGAAGAGCUUGUGAGUCUGUUGUGUAAAGAAAAAGAGGCUUGUUUUGGUGACUGGGAAGUUGACUCAGAUGGGUUUUUGUUGGGGGCAAGGAAAGAGGCUGUGGGGUGGAUGUUGAAAGUCGUUUCGCAUUAUGGUUUUACCCCUGCUACUGCGGUCUUAGCUGUGAGUUAUUACAAUAGAUUCGUGUUAAGCUCACGUUUUCAGAGGGAUAAGCCAUGGAUGAAUCAAUUAACUGCCGUUGCUUGUCUUUCCAUUGCUGCAAAGAUGGAGGAGAUCCAAGUGCCGCUUCUUUUAGACCUCCAAGUGGAGGAUUCAAAGUUUGUUUUCGAGGCAAAAACUAUUCAGAGAAUGGAACUCUUGGUUUUGUCCACCCUCCAAUGGAAGAUGCAGCUGGUGACUCCUCUUUCGUUCCUUGAUCACAUUAUCAGGAGAUUCGGAAUGAUGACUGAUCUGAACUGGGAUUUUCUUAAGAGAUGUGAAGGGCUCAUUCUCUCUGUUAUUCCUGAUGCUAGAUUCGUGCAUUAUCUCCCAUCAGUUGUUGCUACUGCUGUAGUAUUGCACGCAAUCAGAGACUUUGAGCCUUGUAGACUAAUGGAAUGUGAGGAACAACUUACCAAGGCUCUUAAAGUUGAUCAGGGCAAGGUAUCUGAUUGCUAUAAACUCAUUGAGGAGAUGGUGGAGGUUCAAGGAGGCAAGCAUUACCAAGCUCUCAAGCGCAAGCUUCACCAGUCAAUCCCUGGUAGCCCAAACGGGGUCAUUGAUGCUUAUUUUAGCUCCGACAGCUCCAAUGAUUCGUGGGAUGUGGCGUAUUUGGCAUCACCAUCAAAGAAGCUAUUCAAGAGAAGCAGAGCUUCAGGACAAGCUGAUGAUGUUGUAUCUUCACUUAACAGUAAUGCUCGUGAGUGUUGGUGAUCAUCAUAGUCUCUUAGUCCUUAAUUGAACUCAUUCUCUUCUUUACGGAAUGUGUUGGCAACCUUUUCAUCCUAUACACUGCAAUGGUGCUAUAAACUAUUAUCGCCUUUUUCUAGGUGUUUUUGGGGAAUGCACUUCAAUUAGUGUUUUUUGAAUGAUCCUGUGUUAAAAUGACUUAUCUUGCGAUAUCCAUGAGAUGAUGCAGAGAGAACCUUUUGAUGGGUGCUGAAUUUUGAAUGUGAAAGAUUAGUAGUUUUGUACAUUACUUUCUUGUAUAUUGUGUUGAUUUUGAUUGUUUCUUACAUUAACAAUGUGGG
Molecule: messenger RNA, 1798 nt
Organism: Oldenlandia corymbosa var. corymbosa
Lineage: Eukaryota; Viridiplantae; Streptophyta; Magnoliopsida; Gentianales; Rubiaceae
Source: the annotation of a GenBank genome assembly